AUGGGGUCACCAAUUGUAUACGGCAUUCGGUUGAAUGUCUUAACAUAUUCAAAUAGGUGGAUUCAAAGAUACAUUAUCUCUCUCUUUCUCUUUCACUCUCUCUAUCUCUGUCCUUCUCUCUUUCUCUCUCUCUAUUCCUAUUUUGUUCUUAUAUAUCUAUCUCAGACAGACAUUCCUUUGUUUAUUUCUUUCAGUUCCCUUAGCAAGUUUUUCUUUUUCUUUCUUUCUUUUUUCUUUUUUUCAGUUCCUUUAGCAAGUUUUUCUUUUUCUUUCUUUCUUUUUUCUUUCAGUUCCUUUAGCAAGCUUUUCUUUCUUUCUUUCUUUUUUCUUUCUUUCUGUUCCUCAUUCUACACAUUUUUCUUUCUUCCUCCCUUCUUUUUAUCAAACCCAGUUUAUGCUUAUAUCCCUAGCUUAUAUAACUUUUUCUUUAUUUGCCAGUUUCUCCUUAUACAUUCUUUCUUUUUUCUUUCUUUCUUUCUUUCUUUCUUUCAUUCUUUCUUUCUUUUGUUUGUAUCAGACCCAAUUUGUUUUUAUGCACCUAUCUCACAUAUCCUUCUAUCUAUCUAUCUAUCUAUCUAUCUAUCUAUCUAUCUAUCAGUUCCUCCUACGAACUUUUCUUACUUCCUUUCUUCUUUCUAUCAAACCCCAUUUGUUCUGAUGCACCUAUCUUAUAUCGGCUUUUUUGUCAGUUUCUCUACUUAUACAAACAUUCUUUCUUCCUUCUAUCAGAUCAAAGUUGUUCUUAUCCAAAUAAUUGGCGGGAAACCGACAUGUUUCGUUAAAAAAACAACUUUUUAUUACUGCUUAUAUUUCUUCUUCUUCUUCUUCUUCUUCUUCUUUUUCUUCUUCUUCUUCUUCUUCUUCUUCUUCUUCUUCUUCUUCUUCUUCUUCUUCUUCUUCUUUUUUAUAUGCCGUGUCCUUUCAGGGAGUGGGCGAUCAUGUCUCUCCACAUAUGACAUUGUUUCUACCAUUCCACUCACUUGCUGUAAUUUCUUCCCAUACAUCUGA
Molecule: messenger RNA, 1008 nt
Organism: Acanthosepion pharaonis
Lineage: Eukaryota; Metazoa; Mollusca; Cephalopoda; Sepiida; Sepiidae
Source: the annotation of a GenBank genome assembly